AGGGCCAGACAACAGUCAGUGACUCAGUCGUCCACGUGAGUGUGUAUUGAGCAGAUGAUGGCCCUUGAAACGGAUAUUGAAACCGGGCCUGGGAAAGAAAAAGACACAUCUACGGUCGCCAAAGAAACUGUAGUGGAAACCAAGUUGAAAGAGGAAGUGAGCGCCGAAGAGAAGACAGAUGCAGAAUGCAAUGGAGACAGUGCCAGUGAAGGUCACGAGAAAGCUGAAACAGAGUCACAGGAGAAGUGUGAAGGAAGCAAGAAAGAGAACAAGGAUGCGAAGGAUAAGGAAGAAGACAAGGAUAAAAGUGAAAAGGAUGAAGACAAGGAUAAAGAUGGCCUGUUGUUGCAGGAGUAUGGAUUUAACGUUAAAAUCAAACCACCCACUGGAGAUGCCUUUGAAAUACAGGUUAGCAGCAUGGAACUAGUACAAGAGAUACACCAGCUUCUAAUGGACCGUGAGGACACCUGCCAUCGCACCUGUUUUUCUUUGCUGCUGAGUGAUCAAACUCUUGACAACUUUGCAGAGCUCAAAACUAUAGAGGGCCUUAAGGAGGGGUCUGUCAUCAAAGUUCGAGAAGAUCCUUACACAGUUCGGGAGGCCAGAAUUCAUGUGCGUCAUGUGAGGGAUUUACUAAAGUCACUGGAUCCAGUAGAUGCUUAUAAUGGUGCUGAUUGUGCCUCAUUAUCAUUCCUCAAUACAGUUGCUCAGGGGGAUAUUAUGGAAAAGAAGAAGAGUCCUGUUGAGUCUAUAGACUGCACACCACCUAAGUAUAUUCUUCCAAGCUGCAAGGAAAGACCACUAGUCCCUCUACAGCCUUUUGCCAAGGAACAGAAGAGCCCACAGUGCCUCAAGGUCUUAACUAUGAGUGGCUGGAACCCUCCCCCAGGUCCACGCAAGUUGCAUGGUGACUUGAUGUAUUUGUAUGUGGUCACUUUAGAAGGAAAACAUUAUCACAUAACUGCUUCAACAUGGGGAUUUUACCUUAAUCAAACAACUGAAGAAGAGUUUAAUCCCAAACCUGCUAGUCCAAGCUAUCUGUGCCAUUCACUCAUUGAGUUACUAAAUAUCCUGUCAAAUGCCUUCAAACGUAAUUUUGCAAACUUACAGAAGAAGAGAACAUCGCGACAUCCCUUUGAAAGGGUAACUACACCCUAUCAGGUCUAUGCUUGGGCUUCUCCUACACUGGAGCAUGGAAUUGAUGCCCUUCGAGCAGAGGAUGCAUUCAGUAGCAAGCUUGGAUACGAAGAACACAUCCCAGGUCAGACACGUGAUUGGAACGAAGAAUUGCAAACUACUAGAGAGCUUGCAAGGCGUACUUUACCUGAACGUCUUCUGAGGGAACGAGCCAUAUUUAAGGUUCACAGUGACUUUGUUGCUGCAGCAACUAGGGGUGCCAUGGCAGUUGUAGAUGGUAAUGUUAUGGCAAUCAAUCCAGGAGAAGACCCUAAGAUGCAGAUGUUUAUAUGGAAUAAUAUUUUCUUCAGUCUGGGCUUUGAUGUCAGGGACCAUUACAAGGAAGUAGGUGGUGAUGCUGCUGCUCAUGUUGCCCCACGUAAUGACUUGCAAGGAGUACGUGUUUACAGUGCUGUUGAUCUUGAAGGUUUAUAUACACUUGGUACUGUGGUGGUAGAUUAUAGAGGCUUUAGAGUUACAGCUCAGUCCAUUAUUCCAGGCAUAUUGGAACGAGAGCAAGAACAGUCUGUUGUGUAUGGUUCCAUUGAUUUUGGGAAAACUGUAGUCACUCACCCAAAAUAUAUGGACUUGCUUCAGAAAGCAGGCCAGCAGCUAAAGAUUUUGCCACAUAAAGUCUUGAAUGAGAAGAAUGAAGAAAUCGAGUUAUGCUCCUCUGUUGAAUGUAAAGGAAUCAUUGGAAAUGAUGGUCGUCAUUACAUUUUGGAUCUUUUAAGGACUUUCCCACCAGAUGUCAAUUUCUUAGAUGUGAAAGGAAUCAAUUUAGGAAGUGCCUGUAAAGAAAUGGGUUUCCCAAUAACUCAUAAGCACAAACUGGCUACACUCAGGCAAGAGCUCAUUGAUGCUUUUGUUGAUAACCGGUACAUGAUGUUCCUCAAGUUUGCAGCCUUACAUUUACAGCAGUUGGGUGCCAAAAAGCAGGAAGUUAGUAAGGUACCUGUAAUAAAGGAGAAAGAAGAAUCUGAAAAAGAUGAGAAAGAAAAGAAAGAUAAUAAAGAAAUAGAGGCUGAAGAAGCAAAGAAAAUAGUUGAAAAUGUCACAGAGAGCAUUGCUGCGGAGAAGCAGGUUGAAGAAAAUACAAAAGAUAUAAUUAAGAAGGCUGCUGCAGCUGUAGGAUCUCUUAAGGAAGCAGAUUUUGAUAUUAGGUUCAACCCUGAUGUAUUUUCUCCUGGAGUUCAACAUGCAAGUCCUCAAGGGGAGCAACUGAAGAAGGAACGCCAGUUGGUUUGUGAUGCUGCAGAGUUUUUAGUUAGUGUACAGCUGCCUAGUUUAGUUCAUGAUCUGACAGAUCAUGCUGCAGCCCCAACUGAUGGUACAACACUAUGUGAGGCACUACAUACUCGGGGGGUAAAUAUUCGUUAUCUUGGCAUGGUUACCAGCCUGCUAGGCAAAGUUUCCGAACUUGACUACAUCUAUACAAUAGCUGUAGGGGAACUUGUUGCUCGUUCUGUAAAGCACGUCUUCACAAGUUACCUUCAAAAUGUUGAAACAAUUUGUCUGUCUUCAGCAAUUGCUCACUUCCUUAACUGCUAUUUAUCAUCAUGUAAUAGUCCUCACACAUCUGGGAAGAACGAUGAGCUUAUGUCUAAAAAGAAGAAGAAAAGACACCCCUUCAGUUACAGCUACAGCUAUAAUCAAUGGUCUAACCUAUCUCCAAAGACUUUGUGGGCUCGCAUCAAAGGAGAACUCAAAAGCUACUUCAGCUGGCAGCUUGAGUCUGAUGGUAUUGACAAUACAGUAAACAAGUAUGGUGUGCAAAAAAUUACCCUGCUGCGAUCUUUUUGCAUGAAGUCAGGUGUCCAACUGUUUUUGAGGGAUUAUAGCUUUGACUCAAAGUCACAAGAAACCUUCCAUGAGGAAGAUAUUGUGAACUUGUUCCCGAUUGUCAAGCACAUCAAUCCAAGAGGUACAGAUGCUUUCAAUUUAUAUACAGCUGGUCAAACAAAAAUUCAACAAGGAUUUUUGAAGGAUGGUUACGAUUUAAUCAGCGAAGCUCUUAACCUUCUGAAUAAUGUGUAUGGAGCAAUGCACCCAGAAAUUGCACAGUGCCUUCGAAUGUUGGCUCGCCUUAAUUACAUUAUGGGUGAUUAUAUUGAAGCAAUGUCCUUCCAACAAAAAGCUGUUUUGAUGAGUGAGAGAGUCAACGGUAUUGAUCAUCCUUACACUAUAACAGAAUACACUCACCUUGCGUUGUACUGUUUUGCCAAUCAGCAAGUCAGCAUUGCUUUGAAAUUAUUAUACAGAGCUAGAUAUUUACUCUUGCUGGUUCAUGGAGAAGUUCAUCCUGAGGUGGCUCUUGUGGAUGCUAAUAUUGGUCUCAUUCUUCAUGCUGUUGGGCAGUACAGUCUCUCUCUUCAGUUUCUGGAAAAAGCAUUAGAGCUUAACAACAAGUUCUUUGGUGACAAGAGCUUAAAGGUUGCCCUUAGUUAUCACUUAGUGGCCAGAACCCAGAGCUGCAUGGGCGAUUUCAGGGGAGCACUCAAAAAUGAAAAGGAAACUUUCACAAUUUAUAAAACACAGCUUGGACCUGAACAUGAGAAAACUAAAGAGGCAGAUGAGUGUUUGCGCCAUCUCACGCAGCAAGCUGUUGUUAUGGCCAAGAAAAUGAGCGAGGCAUUUAAUGGUAGAGGAAUGCUGGGACUUCCCCCAAUUCAAAUCCAGCCUCCAUCCAUGACCAGUGUAUUAGAACUUUUGAAUAUUAUCAAUGGUAUCCUGUAUGUUCAGAUAACACCAGCAGAAAUUGAAAAAGUUCGCCUUGAAUUAGAAAAGGGACAUGCAAAGGCUUUGAAGGAGAAAGCUAAGAAUGAAGCAACUUCUGGUCCAGAUCAAAGCAGACAAAGUGAGGAGAAGGCAGAUGAGAGUGAUACCAAAACUGAAAGUGAAGAGAGUGAAGUAAGUGACAAUGCAAGUGAAGAAAGUGAAGUCAAAACUGAAAUGGAGAGUGAAAGUAAAGCUAAUACUGGUGAACCAGAAGUCACUACCCUAUAAAAGUAAUUGAAAAUGAAGACCAAAAAGUCUUAGAAACUCGGCAAGACGAAAGCAAAACCAUAUUGGAAUCAUCAUCCGAGCUUUCUGGUGGUAGUCAAAGUGAAAAGGAUGAGGAUUCAGCCAGUAGGUGAAGCUAAAAAAUAACUAGCACAAAUUACCUUGAAUGUGUAGUCACUGCUAGUGCCAUGUAUUUAAAUUUUCAUUAAUGGGUUGUAAAGGGCACAAUAGUUUUCCCAUAGCUCAAAUCUCUGGAAUUGGGUGCAAUUCAUUUCUACUGUUGCUAGUGAAAAGCAGCUACCUAAAGAAGUGUCUGGCUGUGAUCUAAGCCAUAGAAAUGCAAUCAGUGCUUGUCAAGUUACAAGCUGUAGUCAAUUUUAGUUCUAUAGCAUUAAGUACUAUUUUGUAUGGAGCCUUUAGUUUUGUAUAAAUAGUUGCUGUUAAUGUUAACUUUAUAGUUUGUGGUUGUGUGUUAAUAGAAAUAGUUAACAUUCCACUGUACAGUUCAGCUUUUACUUGAAAGAAACCAGACAGCUGUUUUAAUCAAUAGGAAUUUGUGCUUGAGUAUUUUAUAGUUAUUUUUUGUCGGAAGAGAUUGAAGUAGCUGUCUGGUCUCUGGCAGUACAGAAGAAGGCUUGGAAAUGUUUUCAUUCUUUUAAGCAACCACUGUUACAUAGCUGUCUGGGAACCCCUUCAGUCAAAAGACAAGAGUAAUGAUGAUCGAAGCAGAUUCUAGUCUUCUAAUGGGUUGUUGAAAAAGACUUAAAUAGCCAAUGUACGUAUUGUUUACUCUGGAGGCAAAGCCACUAAUAAACUUGUUUUUUGAAAUACUAUAUGCACAUCUAAUUGCUUUAGCUUCCAUUCUGUGUACAGAAAAUGUGUGUUUUUUAGUCAUCAGGGAAGUUUAGACCACAUUAAAUAUCUUUUUAACAGGUGCUGAAGAUGUUAAUAUACUUCUAUGCCAAUGUAUUCAAGAUAUGUGCAAUAUGUACAGCCAAAGGUUCGUCGAGUUUUACUCCAGUCCAUUAUUCAUGUACUGUAACGUUUCAUUUUGAAUUACGUGCAACUUUUCAUUUUGAAUUGCCAUCCAUGUUGGGUCUGUCCUUUUAUGUUGGGUUCUUUCAAGAGGACUUAACUGUUCCUUUGUGAUAUAUAUAUAUAUAUAUAUACAUGUCCAUGUGCUAGUGUUCAUUGUAAAUACUGUUACUUUGGCAUAUAUGCAGGUACAUAACCAUACAGAAUUUGAGUCUUCACAUAUAUCAACUUUUUAUCACAAAAUAACACUCAUUAUCUCAUGAAAUAUAAAGGCACCACAUCGUACUUCUCGGUUAUCAAUAGAAGGAUCCACAGUAAAUAUUCUUGUUUAGCAAGACUAUAUUUGUAGAAAUAUUUACAAAGCGCAAGACUUUCGUCCAUCCUUCUCUGGACUUGAGUUUAGUGAUAAAGUCCACCAAAGGAUGGAUGAAAGCUUUUAAGAUUCGUUAAUAUUUCUGCAAAUAUAUUUCAUUUUGGUAAUGAGAUUGUUACUGAUGAUCCUUCUGUUCAUUAUCUCAUAUCAUUUGAAUUAUAGUAGUAGUAUAGAUCUACUUUUGUGUGUCUUAUGUACUUGCAAAUAAGGCACCAAAGAAAACACUGGUGCUGAGGAUAUUUAGCUAUAAAAAUUUAAAAAGCAAUUUCUUCCACGAGUUGUUUUAUGGGAUAUUAAAAUUUGUCAUUUUUUACAAUAAAGCAAUAAAUUGGUUAAAAUUUCUGGCUUUUUAUAUUGAAAAGAUUUUGUUACUCAUGUUUCCUGUUUAUAUGACAAAUUGUAUAGAGGGCCUGGAGCUCAUGUAAUUAAAUUUGUAGAUAAUGUUAAAUAAAAGCUGUUGAUAA
Messenger RNA from Macrobrachium nipponense, 6051 nucleotides. RefSeq names its product clustered mitochondria protein homolog (gene clu). Gene Ontology annotation, cellular component: cytoplasm. Lineage: Eukaryota; Metazoa; Arthropoda; Malacostraca; Decapoda; Palaemonidae. Gene Ontology annotation, biological process: intracellular distribution of mitochondria. Bases 55 to 4182 code for a protein of 1375 amino acids. The record is from RefSeq and is a predicted model, not a curated record. Gene Ontology annotation, molecular function: protein binding; mRNA binding. The transcript is spliced from 7 exons.